This is a messenger RNA of Cyphellophora attinorum, 2103 nucleotides long. RefSeq lists its product as uncharacterized. Bases 1 to 2103 code for a protein of 700 amino acids. Gene Ontology annotation, molecular function: DNA-binding transcription factor activity, RNA polymerase II-specific; zinc ion binding; transcription cis-regulatory region binding. Gene Ontology annotation, cellular component: nucleus. Gene Ontology annotation, biological process: regulation of DNA-templated transcription. NCBI's taxonomy places the organism in Eukaryota, Fungi, Ascomycota, Eurotiomycetes, Chaetothyriales, Cyphellophoraceae. The transcript has a single exon. The record is from RefSeq and is a predicted model, not a curated record.
AUGGCGCCGUCUUCGCGCUCUUCCAAGGCAUGCACCCAAUGUCGACAGGUCAAGCUAAGGUGUGAUUCCAAACACAACUUUCCAGAUCCUUGCAGUCGCUGUAAAUCACGUCGGCUCGUCUGCGCUUUCGACCCGUCCUUCAAGAGGACUCCCACCAAAGGCCAGCUCGAAAAGGUCACCAAGCAACUCGCCGAGCUGCGUGGCGCGCUGGGCAUCUCGAACCCACAGGAGAUCCCUGGUUUGCUCCCAGUCCCACAGAUCUUUGGUGUGCCAUCGAGCGUAGACAGUCAAUCAGAUUACGGAUCACCAGAAUCGGAUCGCUAUGCAAAUGCGAACGAUGAGCCCGAAACGUACUUUGGCCUGGACAAGCCUGGCAGUCCGAGUCAAAUGUACCGAUUGGGGUCAUUCCAUCUGUCUAUGCAGCAGGUGCGCAACAUUCUGCUGCAGUUCGCCAGGUUCCAGCACAGACACCUGCCUAUAGUUGAUACGAGACGAAGCUAUGACGAGAUAUACGAACAGACGCCAUUUCUAUUCUGGUCCAUGGUCGCGGUGUCGAUCCGUGGCUCGACUGGGACGCUAGAACUACUCGACAGCAUUCAGAAGCAAUUCAAUACCUACCUAGGCCAGGUGAUGAUACAGUCGCCUCUUUCUCUCAGCACGAUCCAGGGUCUUCUCCUGGUCUGCCUCUGGCCCUUCCCCGUCCGACAUCAGCGAGAGGACCCAAGCUGGAACCUCUGCAACAUAGCUCUGGGAGCCACCUCCAACCUCGAAAUCACGACUUCCUUUCGCAGCAGCACUAAAAAGAACGAUCUCGAUGACAACGAACAAGCGCGCUGCCGCACUUGGCUGGCCUGCUUCCAAGUCUCCUCCUGGCUCGGCUCGAACCUCGCCGUCCGCCCACCCCUCCGCAAUGUCGAAGAUCUACACAACAUCUCCAAAGCCCUCUCGACAGGCUGCAUCACCAAAGAGUUCGCCGCACACAUCGAGCUGCAACGUCAAGUUGCAAAUUACACCUCCGUCCUGACCUCCGACCAAGGCCUCUUCAACUCCCCCUCCGCAAUCCAAAUGUUCGAGAAAGAACUCAACAGCAUCUUCUCCCGCUUCGGCGACGACUGGACCCUCUCAAACGACUUCGCCCUCCUCGUCGCCCGCCUCGACCUCUACUCCAGCGUAAUCAUGUCCGCCUCAAAAGAAAUGUCCCGCUCAUCCCACUCCAACAGCACACCCUCCCCCAACUCCCUAGUCGGCACCUCCCUCUUCAAAGGCUUCCAAGCCUCCGUCAAACUCAUCGCCCUCUACGAGAAGCUCAUGGAGGGCACCGUCUCGACCUCUGCCUCGAGCACACCACAGGACCCCAGCACUUCUGCGCCCAUCAAGCCCACCUAUUUGUCCUACCCAAAGUACUACCACUUCACCUUCGCAAAAGCAACCCUCUUCCUCCUCCGCUUCUCCCUCUCCCGCGACUCCGGCUUCGUCGAGUCCGACCGCGACAUCGCCCGCAACCACAUCCGGCGCGCCCACGACCUCUUCGUCUCCCACACGCAACGGCCCGACGACGAGCCCGCUCGCGUCGCGCGCGUUAUAGAUACGUUAGCGAAGAUCCAGGGGACGGAGAGUGCGGAGCGAUUGGGGAAUGUAGUUGCUACGCAUGGGGAGUUGGAGAUUGUGCGGGCGGCAGCGAGGCAUGCGGCGGCGAUUGAUCGAAGAGAGACGAGUUGGGAGAAGCCUGUGCCGGAGGCGCCGGCUUACACGCCUGAGGCUUCAGCCUCAGUCGAUGGUCGGGACUCAACCACCAACAAUCCAACAGGAAUUCUCUCACCCUCAGCGGCAGAAAUCCCGCAGAUACAAAUCGGGGCGGACGCGAGUUUGAAUAAUCUGCAGGAAUUACCGCUAGAGCAGAUCCAUCCGGACUGGGGCGUAUUCAGCCAUAACUGGCUGCCGCCCUACUUCGACCUGCAAACGGAUCAGGGCUGGGAUGGGUUCGCGAGCAAUGGGCAACAAAGUCAGCACGAUCCGUCCCUGCCGCCGUCGUGGGGCAGCACGAGUCAAGGUCCUCCCGUGACGCAGACGCAGAUGGGAUUUGGCUAUCAGGCUACGUUCUAA